Verticillium alfalfae VaMs.102 is the source of this 2574-nucleotide messenger RNA. RefSeq names its product 26S proteasome non-ATPase regulatory subunit 1. Gene Ontology annotation, biological process: proteasome-mediated ubiquitin-dependent protein catabolic process; regulation of protein catabolic process. NCBI's taxonomy places the organism in Eukaryota, Fungi, Ascomycota, Sordariomycetes, Glomerellales, Plectosphaerellaceae. Bases 1 to 2574 code for a protein of 857 amino acids. Gene Ontology annotation, molecular function: enzyme regulator activity. The record is from RefSeq and is a predicted model, not a curated record. The transcript is spliced from 5 exons. Gene Ontology annotation, cellular component: proteasome regulatory particle, base subcomplex; proteasome complex; proteasome storage granule.
AUGCCGGGCCUGGUAUCGGCAACCGGCGUUCUGGGCUUCCUCGCCGAUGAGGAGAACGAGCUCAAGGUCUUCGCGCUUGAGACUUUGAAUGACGAUAUCGACACUAUCUGGACCGAGGUCGCUGGAGCUCUGGGCCAAAUCGAGGCUCUCUACGAGGACGAAUCUUUCCCCGACCGCCAGCUCGCUGCCCUCGUCCUUGCCAAGGUCUACUACCACCUCCAAGCCUACAAUGAGAGUAUGAGCUUUGCCCUCGCCGCCGGCGAUCUCAUUCUCAGCUUGACGCCCCCGGCGAGUUCGAGGAGACCAUCAUCUCCAAACCGCGUUUCCAUUACCAAUGCGUAUCAGAUCGCAUUUGAUCUGUAUGACAACGGCACACAGGAAUUCUUGGGCAAAAUCAUCAAGUCGCUGCCCUCCGGGGAGGCUCCCAAGAAGCCUGCCGCCUCCGAGGAUGACAAUGACGACAGCGAGGAGGCCGAGCCGCUGCUGGAGAACGAAGAGUCUGCCGAAGAGGCGGUGUCGGAUGACCUGGCCAAGGUCUACAAGAACAUCCGCGCCAUUCUAGACGGUAGCAAGACUAUCAGGCUCAACCUUGAGUUCCUCUACCGCAACAACCGUACAGACCUCAGCAUCCUGAACAAGGUUCGCGACAGUCUUGAGGGCCGCAACUCCAUCUUCCACACCGCCGUCACCUUCUGCAACGCCUUCAUGAACCAGGGCACCACCAACGACAAGUUCUUCCGCGACAACUUGGAUUGGCUCGGCAAGGCUGUCAACUGGUCCAAGUUCACCGCCACUGCUGCUCUCGGUGUCAUUCACCGUGGCAACCUGACGCAGUCCCGGAAACUCCUCGAGCCGUACCUGCCCCAGGCCGGUGGCCUGAGCAGCGGAUCCAUCUUCAGCCAAGGUGGUGCUUUGUACGCCUACGGCCUGAUUCAUGCCAACCACGGAGCCGACGCCCUCGACUACCUCAAGACGCAGUUCGCGUCCGCCGAGGAGGAGGUGAUCCAGCACGGCGGAGCUCUUCGGAUUGGGCAUCGCAGGAUUGGGUCCUGGAUUCCGAAGAAGAUCUUUGACACCCUCAAGAAAUGUUCUCCUUCACCGACUCUGCCCUCAACGGUGAGACCGUCGGUCUUCGCCAUGGGCCUGAUCAUGCUGGGCUGGGCGCUGCAAGUCAAGGCUCUCGAGGACAUGAUACCUACGCUCACGAGACGGCGCACGAAAAAGAUUGGCGCGGACCCCAUGAUCGAGGGUCUCCUCAACGACCCUGACCCAACUCUGAGGUACGGUGGUAUCAUGACCGUCGCCCUCGCCUACUGCGGCACCGGCAGCAACAAGGCUAUUCGUAAGCUUCUCCACACUGCCGUCAGCGAUGUGAACGACGACGUCCGCCGCAUUGCCGUCAUGAGCUUGGGUUUCAUCCUGUUCCGCAAGCCCGGCAGCGUACCCAGGAUGGUCGAGCUCCUCUCCGAAUCCUACAACCCUCAUGUGCGUUACGGUUCCGCCAUGGCGCUCGGCAUCUCGUGUGCGGGCACAGGCCUCGACGAGGCUAUCGAUCUGCUGGAGCCUAUGAUGAAGGAUCCUACCGAUUUUGUCCGCCAGGGCGCCCUCAUCUCGCUCGCCAUGAUCAUGAUCCAGCAGAACGAGGUCAUGAACCCCAAGGUGGCUGCGAUCCGCAAGACACUGAAGAAGGUCGUCGGCGACCGCCACGAGGACGCCAUGACCAAGUUCGGCGCUUCGCUGGCUCUCGGCAUCAUUGACGCUGGUGGCCGCAACUGCACAAUCGGCCUUCAGACCCAGAGCGGCAACCUGAACAUGGCCGGCAUCAUCGGUAUGGCCGUGUUCACGCAGUACUGGUACUGGUUCCCCUUCACCCACUUCCUCUCGCUGGCCUUCUCCCCGACAUCCAUCAUUGGCCUCGACCACGACCUGGAGAUCCCCCAGUUCAAGUUCCACUGCGCCACUCGCCCCAGCCUCUUUGACUACCCCCCAGAGCAGGAGGUCAAGGCUGAGGAGGGACCCACAAUGGUGGCGACCGCCGUGCUGUCGACGACCGCCCAGGCCAAGCGCCGUGCCCAAAAGAAGGAGCGCGCCCAGCGUCGCGAGAGCAUGGACAUUGACCAGCCCAAGCCGGCUGUCGACAAGAUGGAGGUUGACGAGGAGAAGAAGCCUAAGGCUGCCGAGGAGUCGUCCAAGGACAAGAAGGAGGCCGAAGGCGAGAAAGGCACUCCUGCCCCCGUGGAUGCCAAGAAGAAGGCCGAGAAGGAGAAGGUCGGGUACGAGAUUGAGAACAUGUCCCGUGUUCUCCCGGGACAGCUCAAGUUCGUCAGUUUCCCGUCGGACCGGUACCGACCCGUCAAGAAGCCCAGCGGUGGUCCCCUCCUCCUGGAGGACACGCAACCCGAUGAGGAGAAGGUUCUCAUGGAGGAGAAGCUGAAGAAGGUGACGACCGAGAAGGCCCCCGUCGCGGGCCAGAGGAACGGUGGCGGAGAGCGUCCUGAGAUGACCACUCGCCAACAGCAGGAGCUUAUUCAGCAGGCACUCGCGCCGGCGCCAGCGGAGACCUCCGCUCGCUGA